This is a messenger RNA of Mangifera indica (mango), 1317 nucleotides long. RefSeq names its product agamous-like MADS-box protein MADS2. Bases 276 to 1088 code for a protein of 270 amino acids. NCBI's taxonomy places the organism in Eukaryota, Viridiplantae, Streptophyta, Magnoliopsida, Sapindales, Anacardiaceae. Gene Ontology annotation, cellular component: nucleus. Gene Ontology annotation, molecular function: DNA-binding transcription factor activity, RNA polymerase II-specific; RNA polymerase II cis-regulatory region sequence-specific DNA binding; protein dimerization activity. Gene Ontology annotation, biological process: positive regulation of transcription by RNA polymerase II. The transcript has 7 exons. The record is from RefSeq and is a predicted model, not a curated record.
AGGUUAAUUUCACAAAGCAACAACACAUACCCAAUUACACAAGAAAGCCCUUCUUCUCCUUCUCUCUCUCUAGCCAGCUAGGGUUUCCACUUUCCAAUUCUCAAACUUUUUCUUUUUCUUUCAUACGGUUUUCACAUUUUUAGUCAUGUUUCAGUCCUGACUCUCGAAAAGAAAGACCAUCUAGUUCUUCCCAAGAGAAGAGAUAUAUAUUAGUUCAUACAUAUAUUAAGUAAUAUAUAUUUAUAUAUAUUUGUUUUUGUGAGGUGAUUAUUAUUAUGGGGAGAGGAAGAGUUGAGUUGAAGAGGAUAGAGAACAAGAUAAACAGGCAAGUCACAUUUGCCAAGAGAAGAAAUGGGCUGUUGAAGAAAGCUUAUGAACUUUCUGUUCUCUGUGAUGCUGAAGUCGCCCUCAUCAUUUUCUCCAGCCGUGGCAAGCUCUAUGAGUUCUGCAGCUCCUCUAGCAUGCUCAAGACCCUUGAGAGGUACCAGAAAUGCACCUAUGGUGCGAUGGAAGUAAAUAAACCAGCCGAGGAACUCGAGAGUAGCUAUCGCGAGUACUUGAAACUCAAAACCAGAUUUGAGGCCCUCCAGCGAACUCAGAGGAAUCUACUGGGGGAAGACUUGGGGCCUCUUGGAACAAAGGAGUUGGAGCAGCUUGAGCGGCAGUUAGAGUCAUCCUUAAAGCUUGUUCGAUCCACUAAGACCCAGUAUAUGCUGGACCAAUUCAGUGAUCUCCAAAACAAGGAGCAGUUGCUAAUUGAAGCCAACCGAGCUUUGACUGUAAAGUUGGAAGAAAUCAAUGCAAAAACCCAGAUUCGCUCAUCAUGGGAAGACAGUGAGCACAACAUUUCAUAUGCUCCUCAGCAUCCUCAGACUCAAGACUUGUACCAGCCCAUAGAAUGCAAUCCCACUUUGCAAAUAGGGUAUACAUACAUACAUAUAUGUAUAUAUAUAUAUAGUUUGUCAUUUUUAUUUAUAUUAUAUGGUUUUUGGCAUUGCAGGUACACUCCUGUGGUUUCUGAUCAGAUAACUGCGACGUCUCAUGCUGCCCAGCAAGUGAAUGGGUUUAUCCCUGGAUGGAUGCUGUAAGUGGAUUUCAAUUCAUGCUCAGUUUGGCAAAUGCUUCUUGAUGUUUGGCAAUAUGUACAUGUUUUCAAGAGCAUUUUGUAAACCCUUCCUUAUUAACAUAAAAGCAGCAGUGACUGACUGAAUUUGCUGGCUUGGGAGGACUCAGGAGCCUUCAUCCCUUUAAUAUAAUCUUGUCAGCUAACGUGAGCACUUUUUAUCUUGCUAUUUGAUGUGUUUUUGAGCAUGACUA